ACGAGACCUAAGUGUAGUUAGAGUAUGUAUUUUAAUUUUAUUAAUGUUUUUUUUUUUUUGUAAUUCCGAUUUUUUUUUUUUUUUUAAAAAAAAAGAAAAGGCGUACACUAUUUUUAUCUUACCCGCGUUUAUCAACAACAUCGGCAAGCUUCCGGCCCAUAAACUCCCAACUCCCCCAAACUCCACAACUUCCCACACCACCAUUCUUGUAACUCAUUUCCAUCACUCCAUUACAUUUGUGCUUGUGUUCUCCUUUAAAAUCCACAUGAGCUAUUCAAAUCUCUAGAAUUCUUGCCGCAGGAAAGAGGAUGAUGGCGGUUCGUGCUGUGAAUGGCUGCGCUAUCAUUCGGCCAUCUGCUUGUUCUUCCCCUUCUCUCUCUUCUUUGUUUUGUUGUUUUCAUCAAUUACGACCUCAGACUCGCUCUAAAUUAGGGUUCAUUUCGUCUAAUUGCCGUUUCAAGCUUCAAUUCAAUGGUUAUGCCGGAAAAUUUGGGGUUUUUGCGGUUCAUAGUUUGGUCGAUAGUGUAUUGGAGGAGCUUCAGGAAAGGCGUAGGACAAGACAAAUUCGAGCUUCGAACAGGUUGGUUUUAACGAGCAGUGGAGAGCUUCUUAAAGACAAGCUUGAAAAGCAGGGACUUCGAGGCGGUUUGCUGUUAGAGUUUAAAAAGGAUUCCGAAAGGGUUUUGCUAGCAGUUGCUCAGAAACCUGAUGGGAAGAAGAACUGGAUGGUGUCAGAUCAGAAUGGUACAUCGUGCUCUAUAAAACCACAGCAGAUAACUUAUGUUGUUCCUGGUGUUGAGAAUUUUGACCAUACCCAAAUUUCAGAGUUUAUGCAGAAAGCUCAGGAUAACUUGGAUUCAUCUCUGCUUGAGCUUGCCUGGGCUGAGCUGCUUGAGAAGAAUAAGUCAGUGACUCCAGAGGAGUUGGCAGAGAUGAUUUAUGGAAUUGCUGAACCACUUGAGAGUUAUUGUGCUCAUCUCUUGCUGUCAAAGGAUGAAAUCUACUUCUCUGUGCUGGAGAGUAAAGGUUAUUGCUCUGUUUACACUCCUCGGUCUACUGAUCAGGUUGAGGAACUUAUGAGGAGGAAACUUGCCAAGGAGACUGCUGAAAAGGAAUUUCAGGAGUUCAUAGACUUAUUAUAUUCUGCCAAAGCAAGAUCUAUGGAUGCGAAGCUUCCUAGGUCCUCGUGGAAAUCAGAGGACAGAAUUUGCGAUCGUAUUGAGGCUCUAGCUGCUUAUGCAGUUGAAUCAUUCUGCAGUGAUACCCAGAAGAGAACAGCUGGGACGAUUCUUACAGCCAUGGGGUUGGCGAAAACACCGUCAUCAGCAUUAAAUCUUCUCAUAGAUAUUGGUUAUUUUCCAGUACAUGUUAAUCUUGAUCUGUUGAAGCUGAACAUUCGCACCAAUCACCCAGAAGAAAUUGUGUUGGCUGCUGAAGAUUUGCUGUCAGAAUCUCGUGAUAUUGAUGAGAUUCGAAGGAAAGACCUUACUCAUUUGAAGGUCUAUGCCAUUGAUGUAGACGAGGCUGAUGAGCUUGAUGAUGCACUUAGUGCGGCAAGAUUGCAAGAUGGACGGAUCAAAGUGUGGAUACAUGUGGCAGAUCCAACCUGCUUGGUUCGACCUGGAAGCAAUCUUGACAAAGAGGCCAUGAGCAGAGGAACUACUAUAUUUCUUCCUACAGCUACUUAUCCUAUGUUUCCAGAGAGGCUUGCAAUGGAAGGAAUGAGCUUAAAACAAGGGACCAAGUGCAAUACCAUGACAGUAUCGGUUGUUCUACAUUCUGAUGGCAGCAUCACUGAGCAUUCUGUAGAGAACACCAUUAUAAGACCUACCUACAUGCUCACGUAUGAAAGUGCAUCAGAGCUCCUACAUUUGAAUCUUGAAGAGGAGCCUGAAUUAAAGAUUCUAUCUGAGGCUGCAGCUCUACGUUUGCAUUGGCGAAGACAGCAGGGUGCCGUUGACACCUCAAUGAUAGAAGCACGUGUCAAAGUGGCUAAUCCUGAUGAUCCAGAACCACAAAUCAAUCUGUAUGUAGAGAAUCAAGCUGAUCCUGCAAUGCGCCUGGUUUCGGAGAUGAUGAUUCUUUGUGGAGAAGUCGUUGCUACAUUUGGAUCUUGUAACAACAUUCCUUUACCUUAUAGAGGACAGCCUCAGUCAAAUAUAGAUGUAUCUACAUUUUCUCAUCUUCCUGAGGGACCAGUUCGGAGUGCUGCCUUAGUUAAAACAAUGCGUGCUGCUGAAUAUGAUUUUAGGAAGCCAAUACGCCAUGGUGUUUUAGGAGUUCCUGGCUAUGUUCAGUUUACAUCUCCUAUACGAAGAUAUAUGGAUCUUCUUGCCCAUUAUCAGGUAAAGUCUUUUAUUAGGGGUGAUGCCCCUCCAUUUUCAGCAGGUCAGCUAGAAGGGAUAGCAUCAAUAGUUAAUAUGCAGCAUAGAGUUGCAAGAAAGCUUUUCAGUAGUAGUCUCCGGUAUUGGGUACUAGAAUAUUUAAGAAGGCAGCCAAAGGAAAGAAAAUUCCGAGCUUUGAUUCUCAGAUUCAUUAAGGACCGCAUCGCAGCCUUGAUUUUGGUGGAGGUUGGGCUUCAAGCUUCUGCAUGGGUCUUAGUGGGAUCUCAAGUUGGAGAUGAAAUUGAAGUUCAGGUAGAAGUAGCUCAUCCAAGAGAUGAUACAUUGUCACUCAAGCAUGUUCCUGAAUAAUAUCGAUCUGAUGUCACGGAAGGUGCUGAUGUCUAUAAACCAUAUGUAAGGAUGUGAAUUAGAAAAUACACUUCCUCACCAAUGUGCAAGUAAGAUGGCUUUCUAGAGUUGGCUAGCUGAUGAUGCCUGUUUGUGACUCAGUGCUCAACAAACUAUUCGGGGCUAUUUCAUUGCCAAUUCAAAAUUGACUCUUUAACUAAUUUUGUUACUAAAAGAUGAGAGUACUGGUGAAAUGAAUUGGGUGAUGGCUUGCUCUGAUUAACUUGAACUCGCCAGGGCCAACUAAGUCCUCAUAGAAGCUCAGUUCUAGCAGCUGGCUUGGAUUUUCGUGUGUUUUGAUGAAUGAUAAGCAAAGAGUACUUGGGUGAUUCGUCAUUCGGAAUUGCCUUCUCAUACUACAUUGUCAUGGAUCUGAUGUAUAGGUUGGAUUUAGUGGAAUCUAGGAUGCAUUUAGGCAUUUUUUCUACUGCCUAUUGUAUAUGUUAAAUUUUUGUAUUGACCCCUCUUUUGCAGAGUCUACUUGGGUCAGAUUGAACCAUUCACAUCAUACUGAUUAUGCCUUGCUCAACAAUUAGUUGAAAUAGUAUGUAUCAGCUGAUGUUAAAGUUUCCUGUAUCAGUUGUUUGGACCAGCUGAUUGAAUCAGUGAUUUGUACUAAAAUUACUUCGUAUUAUGUAAAAGUAGCUGAUGACAAAAAUGUCAAUAAGCUUUGCAGAGUAAUAGAUACAAUAUUGCAGAAA
Molecule: messenger RNA, 3433 nt
Organism: Chenopodium quinoa (quinoa)
Lineage: Eukaryota; Viridiplantae; Streptophyta; Magnoliopsida; Caryophyllales; Amaranthaceae
Product: ribonuclease II, chloroplastic/mitochondrial-like
Exons: 14
Coding region: 309-2693 (794 amino acids)
Biological process (GO): mRNA catabolic process
Cellular component (GO): exosome (RNase complex); P-body
Molecular function (GO): RNA binding; 3'-5'-RNA exonuclease activity
Source: RefSeq, a predicted model, not a curated record